Messenger RNA from Cyprinodon tularosa, 3487 nucleotides. It is a transcript of the gene dgki, whose product is annotated as diacylglycerol kinase, iota. The record is from RefSeq and is a predicted model, not a curated record. Gene Ontology annotation, biological process: diacylglycerol metabolic process; lipid phosphorylation; intracellular signal transduction. Gene Ontology annotation, cellular component: nucleus. Gene Ontology annotation, molecular function: protein binding; ATP-dependent diacylglycerol kinase activity. The coding region runs from base 41 to 3019 and encodes 992 amino acids. Lineage: Eukaryota; Metazoa; Chordata; Actinopteri; Cyprinodontiformes; Cyprinodontidae. The transcript has 34 exons.
UGGGGGGGGGGGGGGGGGGGUCCAUCUAGGAGUGACCAGCAUGGACCCCCAAGCGAAGAGCCGCACCGGACCCGCGGCGAUGGCGGCCGGAGGGAGCUACGGCGGCCGCCCGGUCUCUCUCGGAGUAGACGGGGGCGACUCGGAGUCCGGAGCGGGCUCAGAGGAGGCUGCCAUGGGCUGCAGCGACACGUUCAGCAGCCUACCGGACAUGGAGCAGGAAUCUCUGGAGGACAAAUUACGCGGACUGGCGUUCAGAAAGCAGACCUCGUAUCGGAAAGCCAUCUCUAGAUCAGGCCUCCAUUACCUCGGCCCACCUCAGCCAACGUUCCCCCCAGCCUCCAACGGACCAAACAAGGAGCUCCGUACCUGUGUGGACUGGACGGAGAACGCAGUGAACGGAGAUCACUUGUGGACAGAGACGAGUUGUUCAGGAGAUCUCUGUUAUCUUGGGGAGGACGCUUGUCUCCUAAAGACCACAAAGUCGGCCCCCAGGAGGAAAUGUGCCGCUUGUAAGAUCGUUGUUCACACCAGCUGCAUAGAGCAGCUAGAAAAGAUUAACUUCAGAUGUAAGCCGACCUUCAGGGAAGGAGGAUCCCGAUGCCUCCGAGAUAACGUAUUGAGACACCAUUGGGUCCACAGGCGGCGGCAGGAGGGCAAAUGUAAACAGUGUGGGAAGAGUUUUCAGCAGAAGUUCUUCCACAGUAAAGAAAUCAUCGCCAUCAGUUGUUCUUGGUGUAAACAGGCUUUCCACAAUAAGGUGACGUGUUUCAUGCUGCACCAGAUUGAGGAGCCCUGUUCGCUGGGAGCCCACGCUGGAGUCAUCGUGCCUCCCUCCUGGAUCAUCAAAGUCAGGAAACCACAGAGCUCCCUGAAGAACUCGGCCAGGAGGAAAAAACGGACGUCUUUCAAACGAAGGGCGAGCAAGAAAGGACUGGAUGUGAGUGAGGAGAAGCUCCUGUCCAUUCACCGGCUGUUAAAUGCACCAGCAGAGAGAGAGGACUCAAAAUGGCGUCCGUUCAUCCUGAAACCCCUCCCUUCUCCUCUCAUGAAACCCGUCUUGGUUUUUGUAAAUCCAAAGAGCGGAGGAAACCAGGGUGCCAAGCUGUUACAGAUGUUCAUGUGGAUCCUAAACCCCAGGCAGGUGUUCGACCUGUCCCAAGGUGGACUUCGAGAGGCGUUGGAACUGUAUCGCAAAGUGCCAAACCUGAGGAUCCUGGCCUGCGGUGGAGACGGCACAGUGGGAUGGAUUCUCUCUGCUCUCGAUGAGCUGCAGAUGAAUCCUCAACCUCCGGUCGCUGUGCUUCCUCUGGGAACAGGAAAUGACCUCGCCAGAACGCUCAACUGGGGUGGGGGUUACACAGAUGAACCCGUGUCGAAGGUGUUGUGUCAUGUGGAGGACGGCUCAGUGGUGCAGCUCGAUAGGUGGAACCUGCUGGUGGAGAAAACAUCCGUCCAGCCUGAAGAAGGCACCCAGAAGCUUCCUCUGAAUGUUUUCAACAACUACUUCAGCCUGGGCUUCGACGCUCACGUCACCCUGGAGUUCCACGAGUCCAGAGAGGCCAACCCGGAGAAGUUCAACAGUCGCUUCCGCAACAAGAUGUUCUAUGCCGGCGCUGCGUUCUCAGAUUUCCUCCAGAGAAGCUCCAGGGACUUGUCCAAGCACGUCAGAGUGGUGUGUGACGGAACGGACCUGACCCCAAAGAUCCAGGAGCUGAAGUUUCAGUGCAUCGUGUUCUUAAACAUUCCCAGGUACUGUGCUGGCACCAUGCCGUGGGGAAACACCGGUGACCAUCGAGACUUUGAACCACAGCGCCAUGAUGACGGCUGCAUUGAGGUUAUCGGAUUUACGAUGGCGUCACUGGCGGCGCUACAGGUUGGCGGUCAUGGUGAGCGGCUUCACCAGUGCAGAGAAGUCAUCCUCACCACCUACAAGACUGUCCCUGUUCAGGUUGACGGUGAGCCGUGCAGACUGGCUCCAUCCACUCUGCGCAUCUCUCUGCGAAACCAGGCCAACAUGGUCCAGAAGAGCAAGAGACGCACCUCUGUGCCCCUACUCAACGAUAUUCAGAAGGUGUGUGCAGCUGAUCUGCGCCGCCUCUCUGCUCCCCCCGACUCCUUCUCUGUUCCUCACGCGGUUCCAGAUCGUUUGCGUCUCCGAGUCAAUCGGAUCAGCCUGCAGGAAUACGACCGGCUGCAGUACGACAAGGAGCGGCUGCGAGACAUCUCUAUCCCAGUUGGCAUUGUGGUUGUUAGGGGCGACUGUGACCUGGAGACCUGCAGACUUUACAUCGACAGAUUGCAAGAGGAUUUACACCAGGCGCCAUCUACUGGCCACAGAGUGCACUACCAGGAUGAAAACAGAAGUGUCUCAUUAACAGGUUCAACCAGUAGACUGUCUCCUAACUGGAGCUUCCUGGAUUCGACAUCAGCUGACCGCUUCUAUCGAAUAGACAAGGCUCAGGAGCAUCUUCACUUUGUGACAGAAAUAUGUCAGGAUGAGGUCUUCAUCCUGGACCACGAGGGUCCGUUAGUGAGCCAGGGGUCAUCAGCUGGGAUGCCUGAUCUGGUGGUGGAGCCUGCUACUGGAGCUCCCCUGACAUCUGAAGAACAAGCUCUUCUCACUGCUGCCUCUACUGGGGAUCUUUUACUGCUGACUGAUAGCGUACGUCGAGGAGUCAGUUUGUUAGUAAGAGACUCUAGAGGUUGCUCCGCGCUGCAUCUUGCAGCCCAGAAGGGCCACAGAGAUCUGGUCAGCUUCAUACUGCAACAAGGGUCAAAAGUUCUCCUGGAUUUAACAGACAGAGACAAGGGGGAAACCGCCUUGCACAAAGCAGCCUCAGAGAAGCAGCAUGCAGUGUGUCGGAUGUUGGUGGAGGCAGGUGCAUCGCUGGAGAAGACAAACUUCCAGGGGAAGACGGCAGUAGACCAAGCAGCCGGAGACUCUGAGCUCGUAACCUUCCUCAUCUCCAAACGGCAGACUGCAACUGGCACCAAUGAGGACUUAGAGACUGCUGUCUGAGGCAUAAACACGCUCAUUUGCUCGAGCUUCGGACUCUGGACUCUGCACAGCCCUCCAGCCUGAGAGUAGCUGAGGGAAGUAUCAAACCCGUGCUGGAUUUAGGUCUGCGGCGCAGAGACGGACCAGGAAAGGCACUCCCCCUGUACGCAGCGCCGCUGCAGCAGAGAUUUUCAUGCUCAACUAUUUAUUUAUAUUUAUUUAUUCUAUUUAUUGGUUGUACUGGUUGGCUGACUUUUAACAAUUGCAAUUUGUCUUGUAAUGGAGUAGUUUUGGUCAUAUUUUACAACUAUAUUAAGUCUGGAAGAUGGUCAGAGUUGAGAUCAAAGCAGUAUAUUUAUCCCAUAAAAACCUGUGUGCCAAAGACGUUACACUGCUGUGGUGUCAUAUCUACUCCAAAUAUACCACCGGCUCAGGCGUCCUGCGUUGAUUUUCAUAGGUGUUUAGUUAUUAAACCUUCAGUCACAUGUC